Molecule: messenger RNA, 4786 nt
Organism: Entelurus aequoreus (snake pipefish)
Lineage: Eukaryota; Metazoa; Chordata; Actinopteri; Syngnathiformes; Syngnathidae
Gene: cs
Product: citrate synthase
Exons: 11
Coding region: 149-1558 (469 amino acids)
Biological process (GO): tricarboxylic acid cycle; citrate metabolic process; carbohydrate metabolic process
Cellular component (GO): mitochondrial matrix
Source: RefSeq, a predicted model, not a curated record
GGAUCCCUCUUCAACCUUCGGUUGUUCGGAGGGGCACCUUCAAGCGGCACCUUCAGCGGCUCCUUCAAGUGGCUCCGCGGUGCACCGGCAGCGGCUUCCACACCUACGGAGAAGACGCCAGAAGAAAGACUUUACAACACAGACAACCAUGUCGUUCCUCACCGUCAGCAGGCUAGCGCCUAAGCUCCUCAACUCAAAGAGCGCAACCUUCUUCAUCACGGCUGCCAGAAACACCAGCGCCUCCACAACGAAUCUGAAGGAUGUUCUGUCCGACCUCAUCCCUAAAGAACAGAGCAGGAUCAAGAACUUUAAACAGCAGUAUGGCAAAACCAACAUAGGGCAGGUUACUGUGGACAUGGUGUACGGCGGUAUGAGGGGGAUGAAGGGUCUUGUUUAUGAGACUUCCGUGCUGGAUCCUGACGAGGGCAUCCGUUUCAGAGGCUACAGCAUCCCAGAGUGUCAGAAGUUACUCCCCAAAGCUGCCGGAGGUGAAGAGCCGCUGCCCGAGGGCCUCUUCUGGCUGCUGGUCACGGGACAGGUGCCCACUGAGGAGCAGGUCAACUGGGUGUCCAAAGAGUGGGCUAAAAGAGCGGCGCUCCCCUCGCACGUGGUCACCAUGCUGGACAACUUCCCCACCAACCUGCACCCCAUGUCUCAGUUCAGCGCCGCCAUCACGGCACUCAACAGUGAGAGCAGCUUUGCACGCGCCUACUCGGAGGGCGUGCACAAGUCCAAGUACUGGGAGUUUGUCUACGAGGACUCCAUGGACUUGAUUGCCAAGCUGCCCUGCAUCGCCGCCAAGAUCUAUCGCAACCUGUAUCGCGAAGGCAGCAGCAUCGGAGCCAUCGACUCCAACCUGGACUGGUCCCAAAAUUUCACCAACAUGCUGGGUUACAGCGACGCCCAGUUCACUGAGCUCAUGAGACUCUACCUCACCAUCCACAGUGACCACGAAGGAGGCAACGUCAGCGCCCACACCAGCCACUUGGUUGGCAGCGCCCUGUCAGACCCCUACUUGUCCUUCAGCGCCGCCAUGAACGGCCUGGCCGGUCCUCUGCACGGUCUGGCGAACCAGGAGGUGCUGGUGUGGCUGACGGCCCUGCAGAAGGAGCUGGGAGGCGAGGUGUCGGACGAGCGCAUGAGGGAUUACAUCUGGAACACGCUCAAGUCCGGAAGGGUGGUACCAGGCUACGGCCACGCCGUCCUGAGGAAGACGGACCCUCGCUACACCUGCCAGCGGGAGUUCGCCCUGAAGCACCUGCCCAACGACCCCAUGUUCAAGAUGGUGGCCCAGCUCUACAAGAUCGUGCCCGACGUGCUGCUGGAGCAGGGCAAAGCCAAGAACCCCUGGCCCAAUGUGGACGCCCACAGUGGCGUGCUGCUGCAGUACUACGGCAUGACAGAGAUGAACUACUACACGGUGCUGUUCGGCGUGUCGCGGGCUCUCGGCGUGUUGGCCCAGCUGGUGUGGAGUCGAGCCCUGGGCUUCCCGCUGGAGCGCCCCAAGUCCAUGAGCACGGAUGGACUCAUGUCUCUGGUGGGCUCCAAGUCGGGCUGAGGGAGGGAGGAGGUCAGAGUUCACGCCCGCCCACCCACCCCCAUUUUACCUACCCAUCCUGUCGCUCCUGACCCCUGCUGGAUGCUACGAGCCAGUACGCUUUUAUUACUUCUCAACGCUGUAGAAUCUGAAACACACACACACAUAGACUUUUACUGUAAAUGCUCUAAUUAUAUACACAAUUCAUUUUUUACCUGCAGUAAUGAUUUAGAGUGCAUGAGAAAGUGCAUCAUUCAAUGUGGUGAUGGCGCUAAAGAGCAAACUAAUGCUGACUCAGUAAUAGUAAUCAAAAGAUAUUUAUACAAAUGUUAUGUUGACGUAAGUCAGCCAGUCCGGGUUCCACUUUCUGUAACUUACUUAUUUUAAAUUGAAACUUAAAUAAUGAUUCAGCGUGCAUAGCAAAUUUGAGCAGGUAUUUUCAAAGCCGCUGCGUGUGUCGCCUACAGCCGCAGCUGCGGAUCAUUGUUGACCCGUGGGAUUGAUUGAUUGAUUGGAGCAUUUACGGUAUAAUUGAUGUUAGUUGGCGUCGCAGGCUAUCAAAGGGAAUUGCGGGAGUGAAUGAAGUACACUUCCUGUGUUUAAGCCCCGCCCCCUCCGUGCUGCCAAUGGAAACACCUGUCACUCCCGCUAACGAGCACUCCGCCGUCCUCGCCGCAGUCCUUAAUUCAAAGAAAAACAGCUUGUAAAGAAGAUACUGCCGCUUUAAACCGUCUUUUUUGUUGUUGUUUUUGUAUCUUCUACCUGUUGUCUGCCCCUCUACCAUCACAACAACGCCCUCCUCUACCGUCACAACAACGUGUUCACCUCGCGGCGCCCAGCCAAGCCCGAGAGCGAGCUCGAGCGCCAACGUCGUACGUCUUGAAAGGUUUUUUGUCGUGUUUGCGGGCCGCUUGUUUUCAACGCGGACUACUCCAAAUUCAGCACUUGCUUGAUUGAGACCCCACCCGCCCCUCACCCCUUUCCCCCCCCUUGUGAUGCGUGUGCGGUGUAGAAAGUGUACGGGACUGUGGUUGUGUUUAUACUUUGUGUACAUAGUUCUAUAUAUAUAUGUAUGCUGUAUAUGUAUAGCUGGAAUGUAGACACUCUGCUGGUAAACAACCACCAGGCGUCGUCGUUCCGUCCGUCUCACGGGGGGCCGCGAAGAGAAAGCUCGCAGCUCGUUUGUACAUACACCUUGUAUCUUUUGCUUUCACGUUCGUGUUCCAGCUCGCUCUCGGGUUCGUCAACACUCCAUUUUCCCUUCUUAGGUCUUAGACGCGCCGGCGCCGUGCUUUGUUUCCAUGGUAGAGGGGAGACGGGGGGGUGGGGGGAGGGGCGGAGAGGGCGAGAACAAGCUAACCAACAAAAAAAUGGAGAAAUUAAAGUUUUUAUGAACACUGUUUGGUGUCGUCAUACUGGUACUGCUUUGCUUCAACAUCACUGAUUAGUACUCACUGCAGACUUAGUGAGAGUAGGGAUGAUGUUUGAUAAGAAAUUACCAAGUUCGAGCCCGUUAUCGAAUCCUCUUGUCAAACCGAUUCCUUAUCGAUUCUCUUAUCGAAUCCAGAUAGGUUGUUGUAUAUGGGAAAAAAACCACAAUAUUUGGUUCAACAAAAGCUCACUUUUAUAAGAAAAAAAUAAAAUAAAAUAAAUAAAUAUUGACUGUUGUUACCCCCCUAAAAACAUAAAAUAAAAUAAAUAAAUAUUGACUGUUACCCAAAGUAUAUUAAGUGGGAUUUUUCAGAAAAACAAAUAUAUACAGUAACACAAAAACAACCUGUCUCUGUGAUCACGAUAGGUGUAUAAAUAAUAAUAUAGUGUUAAAUAAAAUCAGUCCCUUGGGCAUGAAACUGAAAAUAAUACAGCUCUCCAAAAAGUGCACUUCUGCUGCUAUUGGAACAUCCUUCUGGGGUCCAUCAGUGUGGCCUCCUCCAGGAAUGACUCCACGACACCUUUCUCUAACCUUCAGUUUAUGUACGGCCUGAACAUGUUUCAUCAUGCUUGUUGUACUCCCCCCCCCCCCUUACAUGAGAGCAAAGCCUGGCAAUAAUUGCAGAUAGCCGUUUCCUCGUCGUAUUUUUUUUGUAAAAUGAAGCCAUGCCUUGAGGCGUUUUUUCCGGUCCAUUGUUGUUGCUGCUUCUGUAUCUGCCGCCUAAUUUCCUGGGACGUGCCACAGGUCAUUUCCUGUGGGACGGGAUUCGAAUAAAGAACCAACUCUUUUUCUUUACUAUAGUGGUCUCGAUAACGGGAACCGGUUCUCAAAAAGGGAUUUGAGUCCCUGGAAUCGGUUCUUUUCUUAUCGAAUGGUUCUUUUCUUCUCGAACAACCGGGAGAACCGGUUUCGAACAUCAUCCCUAAGUGAGAGACAACAAAAGCAGUGAAGUUGUUACGUUGUGUAAAUGGUAAAUAAAACCAGAAUAGAAUGAUUUGCAAAUCCUUUUCAACUUAUAUUCAAUUGAAUAGACUGCAAAGACAAGAUAUUUCAUGUUCACACUGGUAAACGUUGUCAUUUUUUGCAAAUAUUAGCUCAUUUGGAAUUUGAUGCCUGCAAUAUGUUUAAAAAAAAGCUGGCACAAGUGUCAAAAAAGACUGAGAAAGUUGAGGAAUGCUCGUCAAAAGACUUAUUUGGAACAUCCCACAGGUGAACAGGCUAAUUUGGGAACAGGUGGGUGCCAUGAUUGGGUAUAAAAGCAGCUUCCGUGAAAUGCUCAGUCGUUCACAAACAAGGACGGGGCGAGGGUCACCACUUUGUCAACAAAUGCCUGAGCAAAUUGUUUAAGAACAACAUUUCUCAAGCAGCUAUUGCAAGGAAUUUAGGGAUUUCACCGUCUACGCUCCGUAAUAUCAUCAAAAGGUUUAGAGAAUCUAGAGAAAACACUGUACCUAAGCCGCAAAGCCCGUGACCUUCAAUCCCUCAGGCGGUACUGCAUCAAAAACCAACAUCAGUGUGUAAAGGAUAUCACCACAUGGGCUCAGGAACACUUCAGAAAACCCACUGUCAGUAACUACAGUCGGUCGCUACAUCUGUAAGUGCGAGUUAAAACUCUACUAUGCAAAGCCAAAGCCAUUUAUCAACAACACCCAGAAACGCCGCCGGCUUCGCUGGGCCCGAGCUCAUCUCAGAUUUUGAUAUAUUUUUUACUUCAAAUAUGCAUAAAACAAGAGCAAUACAGUGCUAUAGCCUUAACAGCCAUUAUAACAAAAUGAAAACAAUGGAGAAUAAAAAGGAAAAAAAUAAACAAAAUGAGC